UCAAGGCAGAGUGCAAAGCCCGCGAUACUCAGAAUGAGCAGCAAGCACGGUGCUCCGAAGCACCAAAACAAAUACGCUUGGAAACCCAACGCCGGCCGCAAAAUCAACGAAACGGAGGUUGGAGGCAGAUUCCGCCCACUAUCCGAGAUCACUGGAGUUUGUCUUCGCUGCAAGGACCAAAUUGAUUGGAAACGCCGUUACGGCAAGUACAAACCCCUUUCUGAACCUGCUAAAUGUCAACUUUGUUCGAAGCGGGCUGUUCGUCAAGCGUAUCAUAAUCUCUGUCCUGGUUGUGCCAAGCAGCAAGGUGUAUGCGCAAAGUGUCGCUGUCGUGUAGACCAAACCAUUGGAAGGGAUAUUUCUGAAGUCGAGGCUGAGCAAAAGAUGCUUCAAGAGGCCAUAAAGAAUGCUCGAGAAAGGGAUAAAAGAACUCUAUUACGUGCUAUGGAAAAAGGCAAAAGUAAGACUUCAAAUAAGAAUAAAUCUGCAGAUGAAGAAAGUAAGACUGGGGAUUCAAUUCCUUCGUCAACAGAAGAGCAGGCUGCAUUAGGCAGAACAGAGGAGGAGGAUGACGACAAUGAAAGUACUGAUGACACAGAUGAAGAUGCUAUUGAAGACGAAGAUGAAUGUGAAAAUGAAGAGAAGGAUAAAGAUGAAAACGAGGAAUAGUGCAUUAAUCUUGAUUAGGGGUAUGAUUUUGGCAUUAGUCGUUUGAUGAACAAUUUCUAUUUGAAAGGCAAUUUUGAUGGGUCCUUUUGCUUUUAGGAGUGCGUUUGCUUGUACUAUCAAGAUCAACUAUCGUUUUAUAAAAAUUUUGACAACACAGCCUGAUAAGAAUUUGAGA
Molecule: messenger RNA, 844 nt
Organism: Cucurbita pepo subsp. pepo (vegetable marrow)
Lineage: Eukaryota; Viridiplantae; Streptophyta; Magnoliopsida; Cucurbitales; Cucurbitaceae
Product: small acidic-like protein
Source: RefSeq, a predicted model, not a curated record